AUGGAAGCUGAAGGUAGGUUGUUUUACUGUAUCUCUUAAAAACCUCUGGCAAUGCUUAUUCUGUAUUAUGUAUUUUAAGCUUUAGCAUGCUCUGUCCCAAGAACUCAGGGAGCAAUGCUUAAAAACAGGUGCAACCGACAGAUCAAAAUGCUCAGUAGUUAACAAGCAUAAAUAUUGUAUGAUGGGGUGGGGAACCUUUGGCUUUUAUGCCAGAUUUGGUCUCCAAACCAUGCCCACCUCCCUCACACCUGAUGCCAUAUGUGAUUUCAGGUUUGCUAUGGGUAUUGCAAAGGAAGAAUCAGGAGCUUAAAGUGAGCUCUUGAUUGUUCCUUUGCCAGAACAAGGUGUGCUCCCACCACCCUUCAGCUGGUUUUCAGAGCCUUAAAGAGCAGUUUGGGGCUGUUUGCAACAGGGCUUUCAAUCAACCCUGCAUUGCAAUUUGAAGUCCCAACAACCCAGGCUUCAAAGCACAGUAUCACACACCCCACAAAGUAAAAAAUUCCCAAACUUAAAGGUAAGUUUGCCUUUAAAUACAAACUGGAUUUCUCCCUGUCCUUGGUGCCCGUGCUUUUAUUUUGGUUAUAUUGAUAUGGUUUCCAUGAAUGUUUUGUUGUGAUUAAAUGUAUUUUUGUUUGUGAACGGCCCAGAGGACCAUGAUGAUUGGACAGUGUAGAAAUACAGAAAAAUAAGAAGAGAUGGCUAGGAAGUAAUAACUAUGUACAUACCAUGGCAGGAGUUGCAAUACAUUCUGAACUUUCUCUUACGAUGAAAUUGUGUGGGCGUACAUAGUACACAGUGCAUAGCCUUCUUUGCCUUGUUUUUAAGGCAGGCUCAAGAGCAAGUGCUAUCCGAAACACAAUUUCUGCCUCUCUUUCUCUCUCUCCUCGGAAAGGCGCAAAGUGGACAAGCACAGAAAAGGGUGCAGAUGGCUUUUUUCAGAGAUCCCCAUUCAACUUCUUUAGAAGUCAGAUCCAGAAGAAGAAACCCUCUGCUGAGAAAGGGGGAUGUGAACAGUACCAGGGCUCAGACCACGAGGAAUCCAAAGAGGAAAGUGGAAAAGGAAGCAGAGGACACAAAAUGAACGAUUCCUGUUUAGAAACUCAAAUGGUGGAGCAGAUUUUCCCUGCACCAGGUAAUAGUGAUAAGAAAGAGCACUUGAAGAACAGGGACUAUCUGCCCAGGGGGGCUGUGCUCCAAGAGUAGCUCUCUGUGAGUGAAGACAGAUGUAGCAUUUUCACCCACCAUGUUGUCCCAAUGUUUUGCAAACGGGAUUGUGAGGAACUCCAAACUGGGUGAAUGGGCAGUCAAUGGACAAAUGCAACUUAAGGGGUGAUAUGAUAGCCAUGUUCAAAUAUAUAAAAGGAUGUCACAUAGAGGAGGGAGAAAGGUUGUUUUCUGCUGCUCCAGAGAAGCGGACACGGAGCAAUGGAUCCAAACUACAAGAAAGAAGAUUCCACCUAAACAUUAGGAAGAACUUCCUGACAGUAAGAGCUGUUCGACAGUGGAAUUUGCUGCCAAGGAGUGUGGUGGAGUCUCCUUCUUUGGAGGUCUUUAAGCAGAGGCUUGACAACCAUAUGUCAGGAGUGCUCUGAUGGUGUUUCCUGCUUGGCAGGGGGUUGGACUCGUUGGCCCUUGUGGUCUCUUCCAACUCUAUGAUUCUAUGAUUCUAUGAACUCCAUGUAAGCAAGUGUACAGUGGUGCACAUUGGGGCAAAAAGUCAUUUCACAUAUAUACUAAUAGAGUGUGAACUGGCAGUAACUGACCAGAACAAGAUUUUGGACUCAUCAGGUGAAGAUGUAGAACUGCUGUGCAGCAGCUGUGAAGGCAUUUUGCAUGUUAACAAUGAUUACGAGAAAUAUGUUCAUGAUCUGCCAGGAGAGAGUCUCCUGCAUGAUCAGAAGCAUGGUUUGGUUGGUUUUCAGCAAAUGUUGGGAUUGUUGAAAACCAUUCAGGUCACUACAUUUCCAUUGUCUUGGUUCCACAGACUCAAUGCUGUGUCCGCAAAGAGUCCAGAAUUUCCUGGGGAAAUUGGGCAAACAGCCCUCUAGCAAGGUUUUGGACUUAAAUAAUUGUGCAUUAAGUACAACAGAUAUAAUGGAGCUGGGUGAGUAUACAUUUUGAUACGUAUUUUUUCACUCUAGUAAUGGCUUCAGAGGCAUUGUUAAAUACUUGAGUGCACAGGCCUAUGGCACAAAUUUACAUAAAAUCUACAUGUGAUCAUUUGUAUGCAUAGAUGAAAAUUUAGGCUCACUUGCAAAAGGGAAAGCAAGCUUCGGCAGUCAGGGAUUUACUCUGAGCUGUGGUGUGCCAAAAGGAUUUUGUGAGCUCAAUGCACAGUGUGUGGAGACGGCCCUCUGCCCUAAUCACAAUCUGUUGGCCACAGCUAUGUGUGUUUAUUUAUUUAAAAAUAUAGCCCCUUAAUAUAAUCAAAAUAUCUAAACAAUUACAAAAGUUUGUAGCCCCUGCAAAGCCUCUUUCAGCCAAGUCCUGGCCAUAUCUGCCCCCCACAACACACAUGGCAUUAUAUAAGAGUUAAGCUGGAUGGGUGCGACUUGCUUCAGUUGACCUCACGGACCAAAUGAGGAGGGCUGGUGGGUGAAGUUUGGUCUGCAGGCUGGAGGUUCUCUUCUUUGGUCACCUCUCUGCUGCCACCUGACUUCCCAGGCUCAUGGAGGAGAUGAAUGGAUUGGAGCCAUCUUAGUCUUAAAAUAUCAACCCUCCACCCCCUUAUUUGCAGAUGUAGGAACAGAGCUACACAGAGUUACUUGUAGUACCAAUAGUACCUUGCAGCUUUUCGUCUCUGCCUCAAUAAACCUUAAUGUGCACGCACAGUUCGGUCAUAUAUCAGCGCUUAUAUCAGCAGUGGUUUAUCUCUCACUCUGCUUUCUCCCCUAGUUGCCAUAAUACAUUUGCUGCCAGGCCUGGAAGAGAUUGAUCUUUCUUGGAAUGAUUUAAUAGGAGGGACAUUAAAGUCUCUUACCCUUCCGUUCAAAUGUCUGCAAGAGCUGAAAGUCCUCCGACUGAACAACUGCAGACUCACAGCCAUGGAUCUUUCGUUUUUAGGUAUCAUCCAGUAAUUGCAUAACUUACUCCGAGAGGUUAUUACAGUGGGUUAUUUCAUUAGAGAUAUAGGUAAAUUCUAAUCUGGAUUGCGGGGACCUAGUCCUGCAAUUCCAUUUCAGACACAGGGCUUGUCCACACUUACCUUUUGCCCCGCUCUUUCCAGGCACAGAUCCACGCUUAAAGCACCGUGCCCAGGUGUGUUGAUGUUUUUGCCCUGGAGUUUUCCCAGCAAAACCCCUCUUCAGCCCUCAGUUGGAGUAAGUGUCAGUUCUGGUUAACUGUGGAUUGACGUUUGUUCCUACUGAGUGUUAAAAGAGUGGGUUUUUGUGGGGAAAGCUCUGGAGCAAAAAGGGGGAGCACUCAAACACUUUAAAGUGCAGAGCUUUAAAGAGCUUUAACGUGCAGACUGUGCCUGGAAAGAGCAGAGGAAAGGUAAAUGUGGAUAAGCCCUAAGGCUGCAUCCGGACUAUGCAAAUAUGAGCUUGCUGAAGUAGGGCUGUAAUUGGGUACACAAACCUGUGUAUGUAUGUUCCUGAAAUUAUUACAUUCUUGCAUGUUCUUAAACCAAAGUUUAAAUAGUGAAAAAGUAUGAUGCAAUCAUUAUUGUCUUCUGCUUCUUCAAAUCAAUGUAUAAAAUAGUAUCAAAUGCUUAUUUACAGGGGAAGCACUUGAAGUAAUUCCUCACCUUGAAACACUAGAUUUAUCAUGGAAUACCAACAUUGGUGGGAAGCUUUUUCUUCUAAUCCAAAAAAUCCCCAAAGACCAUAAACUCAAAACACUAAAAGUGAUGGAUUGCAGUCUAACUUCUGAAGAUGGUGAAUCACUAGGUAAGAGCCCAUGGCAUAGUGAUGUAGCAGCUUUGAAUACUGUUUUAGCAUUUUAUUUAGCUAUCAGACCAAAUACCACUUUGUAUGGAAUCAAGAUUUUAAACCUGCUGCACUUGAAUGCGUUAAAGAAUUUGUGUGAAAACUGGCAGGUUGUGCCCUGUGAUUUAUGAGUUAGGGGGCUUCAAAUAUGGUUUGUAUUGUGCCUGCCCAAAUUUUCCCAUACGGUCAUUAUUGUGGCUUUCAGCAAGUAACUUAUUUCAUUGGUUUCUUGCACUAGUGAUUGAGAUGAAAACAUUGUUUAUUUAUUUGAUAAACUCUACAAACUGCUUGAUUAUAGUAUGGUGUAAAACCUCGAAGCACUUUGCAAGAAAUAUUAAUAUUAUAAAUAAGAACCUGUUAAAAACAAUUUAAAACAUUUUAAUGUCAUGAAAAUGAAUAGCACGAUAUAAACGACAAAUGGCUAGGGAGGUGUAUCAAAAGAUAUAGUUAGUUCGAUCAAAUCAACAUUUGAAAAUUUUCCCCUUACUGGUUCAACAUUUAAAUGAGUUUAAGCUCCCUUUGUUCGGUCCCAGCUCCUGCCAACCUAGCAGUUCGAAAGCAUGUCAAAGUGCAAGUAGAUAAAUAGGUACUGCUCUGGUGGGAAGGUAAAUGGCGUUUCCGUGUGCAGCUCUGGUUUCAACAGAAGCGGCUUAGUAAUGCUGGCCACAUUACCUGGAAAAACUGUCUGCGGACAAAUGCCGGCUCCCUUGGCCAGUAAAGCGAGAUGAGCACUGCAACCCCAGAGUCGUUCGUGACUGGACUUAGCUGUCAGGGGUCCUUUACCUUUACCUUUAAGGCAAAUUAACAUUCAUUAGCAUGAGGAAGGAAACUUCAUAAUUGGCAUAUGUUGUCUGAUUGGCUUUUGAGAAGCAUGGGCAGUCUCUCAAGAUGUGUGAGGUAUUGACUGGUUCAUGUUUGUUACAGAAGGAUAACCUUUUUCAAAUCCUAAAGGGGUUAAAUUUUAAAAUGAGAUAUGUGUAGUAUCUCUUCCUCCCUCCCUCCCUCUGCCCACCUCCCAUUAAGAGAGAUGCAUACAUAAAGGUUAUGUGGUUAUUCUGGGGAGUCCAGACAACAUCCAGAUAACAACUACAUCUUGGACAUGACCUUAAAAAGAAUAUUUAGAAACUGGAUAAAUGAAAUUAUUGCCCAUUUAUUUAUCAUGAGGCAAAUAAUAUUUCCUUUUUCGAUUGGAUUUAGAACUACCUUCUUGUUUUGUUUUAAAUUCCAAGUACCCUGAUUUCCUAAUAAUAAACCUAUUUUAAAUUUAUUACAUUUCUCUUCCAUUAUCUGCUCUGAAUAUGUUGUGACCAGUUCAUCCCUUGGCUUCUUUUCAGCUCGGCAGCUCUACAAAAUCCACAGCCUUGAAGUACUGGAUUUGUCAAUUAACAAAAAGAUAGGAUAUAGCCUGGAGAGUAUUGCCCAGGAAUUAAAGCAUGUCUCAGGACUGAAAGUACUUAAUCUGAACAGGUGUGGGUUAAAACUAGAUGGAUUCAAGUGUUUAGGUAAGUUGGUUGGCAUCUGUCAAGGGUGUGUCUUCGGGGGUGAAGUGCAGGUGAUGAUUUGGUAGCUGGGACUUGUAAUAAUGAUACUUAGCAUGUGCACAGAAUUUCUGACUGUUCAGAUGCAUUAUCUUCUUGCAAUCCUUACAGCAACCCUGUAAGGUACAUGAAUAUUAUUCUGCAUUGCAGGGGGUUAGACUAGCUGACCCUUGAGUCCCUUCCAACUCUGAGGUUCUAUGAUUAUACCUCUAUUGCAGAUGGGAAACUGAAGCUGUGUUCACAGUAGACCUUUAAAGUACUUGAAGAACAUUUCCGCCCUCAAAGAGUUCGCCCCUCACAGAGCUACAAUUCCCUGCAACGCUUAACAAACUACAGUACUCAGAAUUCUUUGAAUGUGCUUUAAAUAUAUUCUGCGUAUGCAUUUGUCAACAUCUAUAACUGGAAAUUUUGAAUUAAAUGUGAAUUAGAAAUGUAUGCACACCUACAAAUCCAAAUUAGGGCAAAAAUGCUAAAAAAUAUUUUCCCAAAUGUGCUUCAGGUCUACUUAUCAAUCAGAUUUUGGGCAGUAUUAUAAGUGUAAUUUGAAAACAUUUGUAAUUAAAAAUAUCAAAUUUGAAUUUUCAAAUUGCCAAAUUUCAACAUCAUUUGAUUUGAUAUUUUUUUUUUGCCAGCCUCUGCCAAUGAAGAGAAGGAAUGUGCAAAAGGACUAAAGGAGGCUAACAACAGAUUUCCUUGAUGGCAAAUUGAUUAUUGACAAGUUGUCUUCCUGUGCCUAUUUUAUUUCAGCUAGUGCCUUGCAGCACCUGCUGGAACUAAGAGAAUUAGAUCUGUCAUGUAAUAAAGAGAUUGGAGGAGGUUUCAAGUACUUAGCAGCUCAUUUGGCCGAGCUAAGGAACCUAGAAGUCCUGAAUCUUCAUCAGUGCUGUAUUACAGAAGAGGACACGACUGUUUUAAGUAAGAUAUUGCAGAAUCAUUUAAUCGUAGAAUCGUUUUUGCAAAAUCAUUAUGUGGAAUAUUUAAUUGGAAGAUUAUCAUAUCUUCAAUCAAUCAAUCAAUCAAUCAUCUCUCCCACUAGCUCAGAAAUACCUCUGGCCCUCCAGAUGUUGCUGGACUACAAAUCCCAUAAUAUCAGAAUGUUCAUUAGCUAUGUUUGCAUGCGCUGAUGUGAGCUGGAGUCCAACAAUAUCUAGAGGACCACAUAAGGAGCACAUCCUUGGGGAUCCAUUCUGUGGACAUGACCAAACCAGCAAUGUCUUUGAUUAAAGUUACAGCAAGUUUAGCCAACAAGGUGCCCUCCAGCUGAUGUUGGUUAACAACUCACAUUGUCCCUGACUGUUGGCAAUGCUACAUGGGAGUGAUGGCAGCUGAAGUCCCAUAAUAUCUGGAAGGCUACUACUUGGCAAAAUAAUAGGUAUUAUAAUAGGCAAUAUAAGCAGCCCAGCCCAGUAUUGUCAGGCACCAGCUCCCCGGGUUCUCCAACAUAUUUUCUAACUUGCUGCUAUGCCUAGGUACAACUUAGUCUUCCCCUUCCCCACUGCAUUUCAAGUCACAUUUGCACUUGGGUGUGUUCACAUUGCCACCUUGGAUCACACUGACAUUGGCUUUUUUGGUGCGUUCCACAGUGCUUGCCCACUGCGUUCCACAAUGCUGUUUCCAUCAACAUGGCUUAAUUAGUGUCAGGAUUUCUGUUUUGUGUACAAACCAGGAGGCCACAAUUCUUUAAGUUCCCUGAGGAGAGUUUGGGGGAAGCUGUGACUGUUUAAAGUGGUAUGAUGCUGCCUUAAAUGUAUAAUGCAGAUGGGGCCUAAGUGUAUGCUUGGUGGUGGGAGCAGGGUUGGCCACUCGUGCGUGUGUAUAUAUAGAUAUACACACAAACACUUCUGCAAACUUCAGAGUUCACCCAAACAUUACGAUAUCCACUUCUUGCUUCUUGGUGGGACUGUUUUGCUACAAAGCUGUUGGCACAGUCUGAUGAAGUUCAUCAUCCAACGAAAUGUAAAUAGUACUUCUAAAAUACGGAGGCAGCAGGUGGCAUCUGUGAAAAAGUAGUGCCCGUUCUAAGCUUGUGGCUGCUGCAACAUGUGGGUGCAUGAUCUGAAAACAGCAGCAAAAUUCUUUUUGAUUCAAAAGUAUAUUCAUAUUCAAAUUUAUGCAUAUUUAAUCAAUCAAUUGGUUAAUAUACUAAAACUGACAGUUUAUUGGCUAAGGUUUAUUUAAUUUAGUGGCAUCACUGGAUUUGAUGGAAUUUGAUCGUUCUUCAGUUUUCAGAUAACAUAGUACAGUGGUGCCUCGCAAGACGAAAAGAAUCCGUUCCGCGAGUCUCUUCGUCUUGCGGGUUUUUUCGUCUUGCGAAGCAAGCCCAUUAGAGGUUUAGCGGCUUAGCGCUACAGUAUUAGCGGCUUAGCCGGCUUAAAGAUCAGCUGAUAAGCGGCUUAGCAUCAGCUGUUAAGCGGCUUAAAGAUCAGUUGAUAAGCGGCUUAGCCAUCAGCUGUUAAGCGGCUUAAAGAUCAGCUGAUAAGCAGCUUAGCAUCAGCUGUUAAGCGGCUUAAAGAUCAGCUGAUAAGCGGCUUAGCCAUCAGCUGAUAAGCGGUUUAGCGGCUUGGGAAAAGGGGGGGGGAGGAAAAACCCCCCGCAGGAACUCGCAAGACAUUUUUGUCUUGCGAAGCAAGCACAUAGGAAAUUGCUUUAUGGUUAGCACCUCCAAAACGGAAAACCCUUUCGUCUAGCGGGUUUUCCGUCUUGCGAGGCAUUCGUCUUGCGGGGCACCACUGUAUAUUAAUAUCCAAGAAAAGGGAGUGAUAGAGAUGAGCGGAAGGAAGGGACAUACUUGAAUAUUUUCAGCUCCUUUAGGUUGAUUGUGGAGUUGAUGUUUACGAUGUUGCAGCUGUACUAUCCUUUGAUCUUUUUGCAGCCCAUGUAAUUCCCCUUUUGUCGAGUCUUCAGGACCUGGAUUUAUCAUUAAAUAAAAGCAUCGGGAAGUCUUCCGACCACCUUCUUAGCAGACUCCGUUUUUUACCAAAACUGAAAUCUGUGCUUCUCAGCAAUUGUUCUUUAAAGCAUGAUUCAUUUGCAUCUUUAGGUAAGAAUAUGCCUUAAAAUGAUUCUAGCUUUCCUUAUCUAUGUCUCCAUCUUACCAAUCCACAGGGCUAGUAUAUCAAUUGGGCAUGAAUGUCAAAUGGAAACAGACAGUAAUUUGAAUAAACAUUCCUGGGAAUAUUUAUCAGGAGGUGCAUUACAGAGCCAUCUACUUUCAUUAGGUCUGAUAUAAUGAAAUGUAUGGAAAGGGGAACAGAAGUUCAAUUUCUAUGCAGAGAAUACAUUUCAUUGAAGGGCUUCUCAGUACUGAAAUAACCACCUUCCAUUAAAGAUCUUUUGCUAGACAUAGAGCAGUAUAAGAUAAUACUUAAUUGUAGUAUUCUCAUUCCCUCAUUCUCAUUCUCUCUUUCCCAGAUGGCUUUGCUAUUUUUUUGUUUAUUCAUUAUUCAGACAUUCACUCAAGAAAUUAUAUCCAACUCUUCAAAUAGGUUUCUAGUGGCAGCUCAGAGUACUAAAUCAAAAGCACAAUGAAAGCUUUGAAAAACGUAAAACACUACAAACCAAGAGCAGCAGCAUGCUUUGCCACUGUCCAAAGAAUCUCUUUCAACCCCUUUCUUCUAGUCUCCAGACAUCAAGAGCUAUAUUUUUUGUGAUCUCGAGUCCUGCUGACAGUUAAUUAUAGAAGUUGGCAACUUCUUUUCUUUUUCUUCGUUUAACUGUGUCCUGUAAAGCAAUAUGAGCUCUUUCUUAAGACAUAAUUGCAUCGUUUAUUGAUUCCCAAAUUAACAAAAACAUUGCUCCUUUGUCAGAAACACUGUAGGCUUGUUCCUAUCUUUGUUUCACCUACAAGGCUGAUUCUUUUUGAUCUUCCUAUAACAAAGCUAUAAUAAAGUUGUUCUCUUAUCCAAAUAUCUGUACUGUGGAAAAGGAGCAACACAGAGUGAAAAUUAGGCACAUCCAAGUCCCAUUAAAAUCAGUGGAACUUUAUGCACAUAGGUAAUGCUUAUCUGUGAUGCAGUUUAACACAUGCACACGUAGCUUCCUCUAGAUUAUGUCCAUGAUGUGCACUUCAUAUGGUGGUCACUUGAAACUGCACCCUUGGCAGCUACAGUAUCUACAGAGAAGCUUGUCAUACAAACUGGGAUAUUUUCUCUGCAUCCUUUGACAUUUGAUGCAAUAAAGAGAAAAUCCCUUGGCCUGUGUGACAACCUGCAGCUGGAUGGAGACUGCUAAUACAGAUGCAGUCUUUACACUGACCUUUGACACCUGAGAUGUGUGUUUUCAAGACCCUCCCUAUUCUUUUGACUGUAAUCUGAUUUAACGUUCUGAAUUCUGAAUUUUAAAUUUUUGUAACCCUUGCCGGGACCUCCGCAUUGUGGACACUUCCAUAUGUUUGUAGAAAUCUUAAUUUCAAGGAAAAAAAAUAUGCAGUUGUUUCUAUCAGAAAGAUUUUAGCACACUUGUGGCCAAAGCCCUGUGCACUCUUCCUUGAGGAUAACUCCCAUUGAGGGCUCAGUGGGACAGUUCCAUGCGCACACAUAUAUGGUUAGGUUGCACAUCCCUCACUGAAAGUAAUUGGAGGUUGAAUGUACUCAACAUUGGAUGGAUUGUAUCCCAUGUGUUUUUUCUCAAUGUUUGAACAUGGUUUAGGGGAGGUCCCUCUUAGAAAAGUAUAGGAAAAGCACAUUUCUGAUUGCCAAUACAGAGCCCAAAUCGCCAGGGAGGUUUGCUGCAUAAGCAGCUGUGCAUAAGCAGUUGUGUUGCUGCUCAGCUCCCAUUAAUUUCACAUAACUUUUGCAGGUAGGCCUCCUGGUUGUGAACAGAGAAUGCUUGGAGGUACAUUGUGCAGCUCCUCUUGGCACCCUUCCUGCACGAUUUCUUUCAGGAAAAGCUCAGUCACAUAGAUUUGCUUUAACCACAACCAUGUGCCCCAGUACAGCACUCUGCUUUUCCACUGGAAUAAAUGACAACCAUUUAUAUGCAUGGGAGAAUUGCAUUCAAUGAUUCCAGGGGGAAAGGAGUCAAACCUGCCCUUUAGGGGGACUCCUAGCUGCUGGGACUCAAGUCACUUGAACUUCACAGACCCAUUCUGGGUUUUGUUUCUUGGUAGCACUGAAGUGUGAUAGAACGUUGGAAAGAAUGUUGUAUACGGUCUGAUCUAUUUUGAAGAUACGCAGCUGGGUGCAGAGGGUUGAAUGGCAUUGGACCAGGCCUAUUUAUUUCAGUAAGCACAAGAUGUUGUUGCUAAUCUUUUCAGCUGAUGCUGCCCUUCACCUUCCUGAACUGGAGAUAUUAGACCUUUCUUGGAAUAAAUGCGUUGGCGGGAACCUAAAGCUGAUUUUGAAAGCGCUAAACCUUGGAGCUGAGAUCAAAGUGUUAAGACUAAGCAGCUGCAGCUUGGUGGAUGAGGACCUGGGUGGCCUUGGUUGGUAUAAAAUUGUAUUUCCCUUCUCCUUAGUACUCCUUGUUUUCAGACCACACGUCAGAGCUGAUUUGUUCAUUGGACAUGAGAGACCUUUCCACAAAUGGAAGGAAAUCUGGCCAGUAGUAUAUUUUCAAAUGGGAUAUUUCACCAUGCCUAUUUGCUUUAUAGUGGACUCAACUCAGUGGACUAUUGAUCAUGGACCAAGGUGGGAGAUAUGAAAUAAAUGUAUUUUACCAAUGCUUAUGCAGAGCAAAUAAUGCCAGGUGAUACUCACUAUAGGCUUAUGUAUUAUUUAUUAAAUUUUUAAGUCUCCCUGUCUUGCCCAAGGCAACCCAAAGCAACUUACAACCAAACAACCCCACAUAGGUACAUACAUUAAAACCAAGUGGUGGAAGAAAUACAUUAAAAACAUCCUACUUCUAAAAGGCCAGAGAUAGUUACAGAGGCAAGUUUUUGCCUGGCACCUAAAGAUAUACAGCCAUACCUUGGUACUCGAAUGGCUUGGCUCCUGAACAAAGCAGCUCCCAAACGCCGCGAAGUAAGUGUUCCAGUUUGCAAACGUUUCUCAGAAGCCGAACUUCUGACGCGGCUUCUACUUGAGUGCAGGAAGCUCCUGCAGCCAAUCGGAAGCCGCGCCUUGGUUUUCGAACGGUUUCAGGAGUCGAACGGACUCCCAGAACUGAUGAAGUUCGAGAACAAGGUACCACUGUAUAACAAUGGCGCCAGGCCGGGCAAGCAUCCCUGGGGAGAGCAUUUCACAAUCUGGGAGCCACUGCAGAAAAGCCUGUUCUUGUGCUGUCACUCUCAGGACCCUCUGGCUUGUCCACACAAUGCACUGAACAUAUAUACAAGCUGUCUAUGCAUGUACAGAUGUUUAUGUGAUAAUGUGUACACUUGUUAAUUUGUACUGCUGUAACUUUGUACAUACGUACACAGACUCUACACCCAUUGAACAUUUCAUGUGAAUAAGUACAGUGGUACCUCGGGUUACAUACGCUUCAGGUUACAUACGCUUCAGGUUACAGACUCCGCUAACCCAGAAAUAGUGCUUCAGGUUAAGAACUUUGCUUCAGGAUGAGAACAGAGAUCAUGCUCCGGCGGCGCAGCAGCAGCAGCAGGAGGCCCCAUUAGCUAAAGUGGUGCUUCAGGUUAAGAACAGUUUCAAGUUAAGUACGGACCUCCGGAACGAAUUAAGUACUUAACCUGAGGUACCAUUGUAUGAGUGUACAACUUACCUUUGGUGAACACAGGUACACAGGCUUUACACUCAUCCAAUGUAAUGCAUGAACACCCCAAUCUCAUUUUUCUCUAUGAUUUUUCUCCUUCCAAAGUACCACUCCCUUUUUUUCUGAUACAGAAGUCCCUUCACCACUUGAAAGCAUGUACAGUAUAUUUUGAAAACCAAUGUUACCUACAAUGAUGAACUGGUUGCUUCUUUCAGGCCUGGUCAUCCAAGCUGGGCAUCUGGCUCAACUACAAGAACUGGACCUUAGUUAUAACAACCAGAUCUCUGACCAAGGAUGGGCAAUGUUCUAUCAAGACAUAGUUGGCCUUGAGCAGCUUUCUGAACUGGAUGUCAGCCGCCGUCCGUCGUCACGUGGCAACUGUGGCGAAUGGUUGGGCAAACUUUUGGCAGCACUGCUGAAGCUGCCCCAGUUCACGGAGCUCGGGCUGCAAGGCUGGGUUCUUUCCGAAGUUCAGCAAAAGCAACUGGAACAUUUUAAUCGGGACAAUGAACGAAACGUUCGCUUUGAUGUUUGGUAUGGAGCAUGA
Messenger RNA from Podarcis lilfordi (Lilford's wall lizard), 12662 nucleotides. NCBI's taxonomy places the organism in Eukaryota, Metazoa, Chordata, Lepidosauria, Squamata, Lacertidae. The record is from the annotation of a GenBank genome assembly.